Molecule: messenger RNA, 2197 nt
Organism: Aspergillus candidus
Lineage: Eukaryota; Fungi; Ascomycota; Eurotiomycetes; Eurotiales; Aspergillaceae
Product: Metallo-hydrolase/oxidoreductase
Exons: 13
Coding region: 50-2197 (715 amino acids)
Biological process (GO): rRNA processing
Cellular component (GO): Las1 complex
Molecular function (GO): hydroxyacylglutathione hydrolase activity; endonuclease activity
Source: RefSeq, a predicted model, not a curated record
UUCAAUCAGCAAAUACCCCAAGCCGAGAUAAAGUGGGUAAAUAGAUAGAAUGGCAAAAGUCAUCUUUACCCCUUGGAAAGACGCCUCCGAGCUACUCGCCGUUCGGUCCUUCUUCUAUCCUGCUGAGUCUUAUGAUGGGACUGAUAUGCGAUCCACCGCUUGUGCUAUAGUCGCUGCAUGGAAACUACGCGGCAAUUUACCACACGCUGUGGAAGCGACGGCGCUCUUGACCGAUGCUAUCUUGCAUGAUGAUGCAGAGAAGAAUUCCAUCUUUGCUAUUCGGGCGACUUAUUCUGCUGCGUUUUGUCGAUUCGUAACCGCCCUCGUGGACUCCAAACAACCCGGCCAACGGAAGACCAUGUUCCAGCGCGCCGUGGACCUAGGCCUUCCAGCAUCAUUCGUUGAACUUCGACACGAAGCCACGCACCGCGAGCCGCCCUCGCUCGUCGUGCUGCGCAACGCCACCCAGCGCUCGCUGGAGUGGCUGUGGGAUUAUUACUGGGUCAAGGCCGAUCCCGACGCCGCUUUCUUGCCGCCGCCGCCUACUGAGGCUGAUGAUGAGGACGCUCUGCUAGUGCUUAGGGAAGCUGUUCGCGACUGUGUACGAUUGUUUUUGGAGGAGGGGGAGCAGCAAAGCCAGCAAGAGCAGCAGCAGCAGCAACUGCCCGCAAGGAAGAAGCGGCGUGUGCAGACGCUUAUGGGGACGUCGUUGGCUACGAGGUUGGGGUCGGUGUGUACGGAGAAGGAGGGGAGGAGGGCUGUUUGUGGGGGGUUGGUGGAGGAGGGGGCGCUUAUUCCUGGGGGGCGAAGACUUGACGACUCCAUGGACGAUGCCUUCUCCCGGUGGGACCCAUGCCUACAGACGCUGACAGACAGCUGUCCGGCUUUCCUAACGUCUCUGGCAGAGGAGAUGGUGGAUAUGCUCGCCUUCACGGUAGCCAAGGCCAAUAGCAAGGAGAAGGACGACGCCUACCGCGAAGGGAUCUUCCUGUGGUUGGACCACAUCUUACGAUCGACAGAGUGGGCGUCUCGCCGGCGGGUACUGUCGUUGGUGUAUGCGCGGGCUGCGUGCGAGGCGAGCUCCGGCCAUUGGAUGCGGUUGCUGAAGGGGGUGGUGGAGGAAGCGUCGUCAGGAGAGCCUCUGCGCAGAGCUGAGGCUGUGCUCGAGGCGGAUUCCAUGCAGGUGGAUGGGGAUGUGGAUGGAUCUGCGCGGGAAUUGGGGAAAUACGGUUGGGAAAUGGAUGGAGCUUGGGAUAGUCGGCCGUUGGGAGGGAAUCAUCAUCUUGUAUCACUCAGUCUCACGCCCCCUAUUGACCCUCAAUCCAUGAACUUCUUCACAGCCCUUAGGCCCACAGCUGGACUGCGCCCUUAUUUGUCCCUGACCCGAUUUUCAGUCCGUCGCGCACCGACACGAUUACAAUCCAGAACCAUGCACGUGCAUUCGAUUCCCAUGUGGACCGGGAAAGGCAAUAACUAUGCCUAUCUGGUGACAGACGAGCCGACCAAGCAGUCUGUUAUUAUCGAUCCGGCCAAUCCGCCCGAAGUGGCUCCCGUGCUCAAGUCCCAGCUUGAGGCUGGGAAGAUCGACUUGACUGCUAUCGUCAAUACCCACCACCACUGGGACCACGCUGGCGGCAACGAGGAAAUGUUGAAAAUCUUCGGCAAGCUUCCCGUAAUCGGAGGCCGCGACUGCCAGUCAGCGACGAAGAAGCCCGCUCACGGCGAGGUCUUCAAGAUCGGAGAUCGUAUCUCCGUUACGGCGCUGCAUACCCCGUGUCAUACGCAGGAUAGUGUGUGCUAUUUCAUGCAGGAUGGGGAUCAGAGGGUGGUUUUUACUGGGGAUACGCUCUUUAUCGGAGGAUGCGGCCGUUUCUUCGAAGGCACUGCCGCGGAGAUGCACAAGGCGCUGAACGAGACGCUUGCUUCUCUCCCGGAUGAUACCAAGGUUUAUCCCGGACAUGAAUACACCAAAGGAAACGUCAAGUUCUGCGCUACCGUGUCGCAGUCGGAGCCCAUUCAAAAGCUGCAGGCGUUUGCGGACCAGAGCCAGCAGACGCAGGGGAAGUUCACCAUCGGUGAUGAAAAGCUGCAUAACGUGUUUAUGCGUGUUGAGGACCCUGAGAUCCAGCAGAAGACGGGCAAGAAGAAUCCCGUGGAGGUGAUGGCUGCGUUGCGGGAGAUGAAGAAUAAUAUGUAG